GUUAUCGAUUCCUCUGAUGUUGUAAUCCAUGUGUUGGAUGCACGUGAUCCGAUCGGAACACGUUGCAAGAAUGUGGAACAGCACAUUAAAAAGGAUGCUCCUCACAAGCAUUUGAUAUUUUUAUUGAAUAAAUGCGAUCUCGUCCCCACUUGGGUCACAAAUCAUGUGAACAUUGUGAUUAGCACAAGAGUUCAUGUAGCCAUAAUAAGUCAGGCUCGUUCUGAGCUACUUCUAAUAGAGCGUGUAACUUGUUUCGAAGGAGUUGAAAGCAAACCACCUCGAUUAUUGUCUUUCAUAGCAAAAUGGGUUGGGCUUCUGUCUAAAGAUUAUCCGACUUUAGCGUUCCAUGCUAGCAUUACUAAUUCCUUUGGUAAAGGUUCGUUAAUUCAACUGUUACGACAAUUCUCGAGUCUUCAUUCCGAUAAAAAACAAAUCAGCGUUGGGUUCAUCGGCUAUCCAAACACGGGCAAGAGUUCUAUAAUAAAUACUUUAAGGAAAAAGAAAGUCUGUAACGUGGCGCCCAUUCCUGGUGAAACAAAGGUUUGGCAAUACAUUACUUUGAUGAAGCGAAUAUAUCUUAUUGAUUGUCCCGGAAUCGUGCCCCCAUCGGUGGAUGACACUGAAACGGACAUUGUGCUGAAGGGAGUUGUUCGAAUAGAGAAUCUAAAGACUCCAGACGAAUUUAUUCCUCGGAUCUUAGAAAGAGUUCGCAAAGAAUAUUUACAACGUACUUACAAUAUACGCGAGUGGGACGAUCAUCUGGAUUUUCUUGGUCAAAUCGCACGGAAAUAUGGAAAACUAUUAAAAAAAGGUGAACCCGAUAUUACAACGGUGUCAAAGAUGAUUCUAAAUGAUUGGUUGCGUGGAAAAAUCCCAUAUUUUACUUUGCCUCAAGCUUUAAAUGAGAAUGAAGAAGUUAUUCAAGAAAAAGAAAGUGUUGACACGGAGGAAAAGAAGAAAACUGUGAAGGGAGUUGAGCAAGUUUUUGAUAAUAUCCACGUUACUACCGAUUUUCUCCCGGAUGAUCUUAGAAAAGAGGUUGAAUCAUCAAUGGCACAUCUUGAUGCUGAUAAUGUUAUUGAGGAAAGUGACUCUGAAAUCAUAGUAGAUCAUGAGAAAGAUGAAGAAGAACCUUCAGCUCCAGGUUGGGAUGAAUUAUUCGAGAGUGUGGUAGGGAAAGAAAACCAUCAGGAUGAGUCAAACAACAAGGCCGGAAAUGAAUGUGACGAUGACGAAGCUGAAGGCCUCAUUAAGGAAGUUGAUAAGGGACUCGAAAAACAAAUCCCUGAUUCUGCAAGUGACCUUCAUGAAGACUCGGAUGAAGAUGUGCAAAAUAGCGUAGUUGAAUCGAAUGAAGAAACUAGUGAUGAAGAUACCCAUGAUCAAACCGUUAACAAGAUAUCUGUAGAAAACACUAAGUCAUGCAGUAAAGGAAUACGUGGUAAAGGAAAAAGGAAAAGAAAUGAGGAAGAUGAGGAAGAAAUGUCAAAGAAAAAAACAAAAGAACCGCGCAUGAAAACAAAUAAACGCAAAAUUGGCAUACAUUAUUAUGAGACAGCCAACGUUAAAAAUAGGAAUAGAAACAAGGUUAAGCCUCAAGACAUUAUCAAGCUGGAGAAAAGAUUCAAGAGAAUGGGAAAUAAAAAGAAUAGUUCAAAAUAA
Molecule: messenger RNA, 1662 nt
Organism: Acaulospora morrowiae
Lineage: Eukaryota; Fungi; Glomeromycota; Glomeromycetes; Diversisporales; Acaulosporaceae
Source: the annotation of a GenBank genome assembly